UGCAUCCAAAUCUGGAAUUCUGGAGCCACAGGUUGCUCAUGCGGCUGCGGCUGCAGACUUUGUUGCCCUAAAAGCUUAUAGCGAUAUUACGGUACGCAAAACUUGAUAAAAUUAUCAAACAAGUAGAGAGAAACUGCAACAGAUCUCAGCAAAUGGCAGCUACCACUGUGACCACUUCUCUCCCCCAGUUCAAUGGGCUCAGACCCAAAAUUUCCUUCUCUAAUGUGCAAAGCAUGGCGGUUGCUCAACCAAUGAGGCGCAAAGGCCUGGGCGCUUUGGGAGCUCGCUGCGAUUUCAUUGGUUCAUCCACCAAUUUGAUAAUGGUGACUACUACAAGCCUAAUGUUGUUUGCCGGAAGAUUUGGGUUGGCCCCGUCGGCAAACAGGAAGGCAACGGCAGGAUUGAAGCUUGAAACAAGGGACUCUGGGCUGCAGACUGGCGACCCAGCUGGGUUUACACUUGCUGAUACCUUGGCCUGUGGGACAGUUGGUCACAUUAUUGGGGUUGGUGUUGUUCUUGGCCUUAAGAAUGUUGGUGCCCUGUAAUUAGUCAAUUAAUCAAUCAAAUUCCAAGAGUUUGAUUCAAAAGAGAACAUGUUUGUGAACUCCUCGUGCACUGAAUGGUAUUUUUAAGUGUCAUAUUGAUAGAAGAAUGACAAACGCUAAGAAUGCUGAACUUUUCCUUUUUAAGCAA
Molecule: messenger RNA, 693 nt
Organism: Pyrus x bretschneideri (Chinese white pear)
Lineage: Eukaryota; Viridiplantae; Streptophyta; Magnoliopsida; Rosales; Rosaceae
Product: photosystem I reaction center subunit psaK, chloroplastic-like
Exons: 3
Coding region: 153-545 (130 amino acids)
Biological process (GO): photosynthesis
Cellular component (GO): photosystem I; membrane
Source: RefSeq, a predicted model, not a curated record